This is a messenger RNA of Doryrhamphus excisus (bluestripe pipefish), 2686 nucleotides long. RefSeq names its product acyl-CoA synthetase long chain family member 2 (gene acsl2). Gene Ontology annotation, biological process: long-chain fatty acid metabolic process. NCBI's taxonomy places the organism in Eukaryota, Metazoa, Chordata, Actinopteri, Syngnathiformes, Syngnathidae. The record is from RefSeq and is a predicted model, not a curated record. Gene Ontology annotation, cellular component: endoplasmic reticulum; membrane. Gene Ontology annotation, molecular function: long-chain fatty acid-CoA ligase activity.
UUGAAGGUUAUCACAGGAAACGGUUGAUGAUAUGCACGAACCUUGACUAUGAAUAGAUUCCGAUGGCUGAACGGAAAGUAGUUGGGGAUCGCCUAGUCAUCAGUGGCAGCGUUCGAAACUAACAGCAUGCAUUUUUCCGACUGGUUACGGUCACUUCGAUCCAACGUGGGACUCAAAGUUUCCGAAUCACAGGAAGACAGGAGUCUGCUGCCAUCUGCGCCUUCGUCCUUACUGUCGUCCUUAUAUCUGUCCUCGUCCUCCCUUCUGGGUUUAGGAGCCUUGGCAUCCCUUACCGCAUACUGGCUGGUGACCCGUCCACGCCCCAUGCGUCCUCCGUGUGACCUUCAAGCCCAGUCUAUAGCUGUCAAUGGCGAUCCCACCUGCAGGCGGUCAGCUCUUCUUCAAGAUGACACACUGCUGGAGUUCUAUUAUGACGACACCAGGACGGCUUAUGACAUGUUUCAGAGGGGCCUGAGGAUUGCAGGAAAUGGGCCAUGUCUUGGCUUCAGGAAGCCAAAGCAACCCUACCAGUGGAUAUCCUACACUGAGGUGGCAGAGCAAGCACAUUUGUUGGGUUCUGGUCUGUUGGCUAAAGGCUGCAAGCCCAACCCUCAGCAGUUUGUUGGUAUAUUUGCACAGAACAGACCAGAGUGGAUCAUUACAGAACUGGCCUGCUACACGUACUCCAUGGUUGUGGUUCCUCUAUAUGACACAUUGGGACUGGAAGCCAUGGUCCACAUCCUCAACCUUGCUGAGAUCUCUCUGGUGGUCUGCGACCUCGAGGAGAAGGCCGUCUCUCUGUUGGAGAACAAGGAAAACGGCAACACCCCCAAGCUCUCCUGCCUGGUUGUUUUUAACGAUUUCAGCAAGGCCUUCUUGGAGAGGGCCAGAAGCUGCCAAGUGGAGGUUCUCAAACUGGCACAGCUUAUGGAGCUGGGAAGGCAGAACCUUAAAGAUCCUGUGCCACCCCAGCCUCAGGAUCUGGCCGUGGUUUGCUUCACCAGUGGAACCACAGGCAAGCCUAAGGGAGCCAUGAUCACCCACGGCAACAUCGUCUCCAACACUUCCUCUGUCAUUAAGAUCCUGGAGGGUUCCAUGGACAUACGACAAGAAGACAUUUCCAUCUCCUACCUGCCGCUGGCCCACAUGUUUGAAAGAAUGAUUCAGGUGUCCAUGUUCUGUCAUGGAGCUCGGGUGGGCUUCUAUCAAGGAGACAUUUCUCUUCUAAUGGAUGACAUCAAAACCCUGAAGCCCACCUUCUUUCCCGUUGUACCUCGUUUGCUCAAUCGCAUUUACGACAAGAUUCUGGGCUCUGUGACGUCUCCGCUGAGACGAGUGUUGCUUCGCUAUGCCGUGAAGAGGAAGCAGGCGGAGCUCAGCAGCGGUGUCGUACGCAACAACAGUCUUUGGGACAAACUGGUCUUCAACCAGAUUCAGGCCACUUUUGGAGGAAACCUGCGCUUUGCCCUGACUGCAUCAGCACCCAUCUCCCCCACCGUGCUGUCCUUCCUCAGAGCCACGCUGGGCUGCCUCAUCUUUGAAGGUUAUGGCCAGACGGAGUGCACAGCAGGGUGCACCUUCUCCAUGCCGGGCGACUGGAGCGCAGGACAUGUCGGCGCUCCUUUGCCUUGUUCUACUGUGAAGGUGGUGGACAUCCCAGACAUGAACUACUAUGCAAAGAACGGAGAAGGAGAGAUCUGCAUCCGUGGCCCCUGCGUUUUCAGGGGCUACUUGAAGGACCCUGAAAGGACCGCCGAAGCUUUGGACAGUGACGGCUGGCUGCACAGUGGAGAUGUGGGCCAGUGGCUUCCUAAUGGGACGCUGCGCAUCAUCGACAGGAAGAAGCACAUCUUCAAGUUGUCCCAGGGAGAGUAUAUCGCACCGGAGAAGAUAGAAAAUGUCUACAUGCGCUGUGUUCCUGUGCUGCAGAUCUUUGUGCAUGGAGAUAGUUUACAGUCUUAUCUGGUAGGCAUAGUCGUCCCCGACCCUGAGGUGUUUAUAGAUUGGGCUAAAGAACGAGGAGUUGCGGGCUGCGUUGAAGAACUGUGUCAAAAUCCUGACGUAAAGGCUGCAGUGUUGGAGGACAUGAAAGCAGUUGGAAAGAAGGCGGGACUUAAGUCUUUUGAACAGGUGAAAGAUCUGUACUUGCAUCCCGAGACGUUCAGCAUCGCCAACGGCCUCCUCACCCCCACCCUAAAGAGCAGACGUACCGACAUUCGCCGAGUCUUUCAGGAGCAGAUAGAGGCCAUGUACAGCAAGACCACUUUGUGAGGGGCUCCAACAGACUGGAUAACAUUUCCGGGUGCAUAAACAUACAACAGGAAGUGUUUGGGAAUAGCACUAAUCCACACACACACACCUCUUGUGCAUAUAUAAUGUAUUAACUCUAAGUCGACACUAUUGUAACCUAAUGGGACCAAAAGCUGGUAUUCACAAUAAUAAUGUCAUGUUUUCAGUACUCUUAGCAGCCCACUUUUUUUUGUACAUUUGAAGGUGGAUUUGUUUGUAAAAAUACAUGACUGUAACAUGGCUUCCUGUCUCAUGCAUUUGUUUCCCCAAUGAUCGCUUUGAUUGCUACUUGAUUCAUUGAAAUCAAGCAGCGGCCAUCUAUGUUCGUGUUGUAAAUACCGCUACGCUUCUAAUGAGUGGACACUACUGAUUCAUUUAGUCCAGUGAAGCUGAACAC